Messenger RNA from Peromyscus californicus insignis, 4226 nucleotides. It is a transcript of the gene Cabp4, whose product is annotated as calcium binding protein 4. The record is from RefSeq and is a predicted model, not a curated record. Gene Ontology annotation, molecular function: calcium ion binding. Bases 1212 to 2027 code for a protein of 271 amino acids. Lineage: Eukaryota; Metazoa; Chordata; Mammalia; Rodentia; Cricetidae. The transcript is spliced from 6 exons.
UGCUGUAUAGAGGAGCAGUGGACUGCUGUGUUGAGGAGGCAGUGGGCUGCUGUACAGAGGAGGCAGGAUUAUCACAAUGGAGUGGGGGAAGGGACACACACCCAGGCAGGAGUCCCAAGUGCCUUCUGCUGCCCUUACUCUACCUCCCCCAGCUGGUGGAGGGAAGAAAGCAUCCCUUUGAGGGUGGAGAGGAAUUGGCUACCAGCUACCUAUGGAACAUGCCAGAUCACACCUGGACCCCUGGUCGUAGCCAGUAUCCCCAUGGCUCCCCACCUCCACCUCUCUCUUUCUUGGCAGAGUCUCCUCUAUGAGCUCUAGCUCUGCUGGCCUCAGAGUCUGGACGCCCUCCCUCAGGGCCUGUAGCAUUGUCUGGCUUACCUGGGAGGUGCAGGCCGGGUAGAAGGAGCAGGGUGCUGCCUGCUUUCCCAAGGUCCAGCCACCAACCAGCCCCACGAUGGGGCCUGCCGCAUGGCGCCCAGUGGCAAUAUGAAGGCGGACAGGCAGGAAACUCAAGCUGAGGGAGCAUCAAUCAUUCAUGGGUCUGCUCUCUGGGAAACCCUAACCGUGGCCCCAUAGGGCUAAGUCACCAGCCAGGGCCCCCCAUCCCAACAAGGUUAGAUAAUGGAGACCCUUUGCAGGAGCUCCUAAGGCCCAGGGCAUUCUGUGUCAUCUCCACCCCUCUGUCAGCAUCCAAGGCCUCUUUUCUAAAGUUCCAUAUUCCCUCUGCCCCAACUAGGAUGUCACUCCAUGGGGGACCCAAGGUGACAACUCUCAGCCUUUUCCAGUAUUGCUCCUCCUGCCAAAGGGGCCUUUGCUACACUAAGUUCAGCCAUGUCACACUCUGGGAUGAGUGCGUAGCUCUGCAGCAGUGUGCCCCCAUUUCACAGAUGGGUAAACUGAGAGUUGGAAGGAUGAAUUGGCUGCUUCUACUAGAUAAGUGGCUGAGCUUAAUUAAGUAUGAGCUCACUGCAGCUGCUGUGUCCUGGCACCCUCACUCCUGAGAACAGUUUUCAAGACCCAUCUGGUGCUGCCAGGCCACCCUGGGGCAGAGGGCAGGGAUUAGGCUGGCUGCCUGACUCGUUUACCCUAAUCCCCCUCACUGUGGCUCCCAGGUGAUCAGCUCAAGCCUGGGGGGCUAUAAGCAGCUUUCUGGGUCCUGAGAACCAAGGGCACUCCAGGGAGCUGCAUCUCUGAGUCCUGUUAUCCUCUACAUGGCAACAGAGCAUGGCUCACAGCAGGUUCCUGACCCCCAGAAGACCCCCGAAGGAGUUGCAUCUCCUGGGAGUGCUGCUGAGGGCUUCACCUUGACCAGAAGAAGGAGCAAGAAGGAGAGGCAGCUGCCAGGGUCUCAGAAGGCCAGUUCUGGAAAGCAGUCCUCUGGCCAGGGCUCUGAAGCCUCAGGAAGCAGCAAGAACCCCCCAAAGACUAGAGCGGGGCAGGAUGAGCCAUCCUCAGCACCGCCUGGGCAAGCCUCUCACCGACAGUCCCACCGACAUCGUCCUGACCCCCAGCAGGACGCUGCCCAAAGGACUUAUGGGCCCCUGCUCAACCGCAUCUUUGGAAAGGAUCGUGAACUGGGCCCUGAGGAGUUGGAGGAGCUUCAGGCCGCCUUUGAGGAGUUUGACACUGACCAGGAUGGCUACAUCGGCUACCGGGAGCUGGGUGACUGCAUGCGGACGCUGGGCUACAUGCCCACGGAGAUGGAGCUCCUUGAAGUGUCACAGCACGUGAAGAUGCGCAUGGGUGGCUUUGUGGAUUUUGAAGAGUUUGUGGAGCUGAUAAGCCCAAAGCUGAGGGAGGAGACAGCUCACAUGUUGGGUGUACGAGAGCUCCGCAUCGCCUUCCGAGAGUUUGACAAGGACAGGGAUGGACGGAUCACAGUGGCAGAGCUGCGGCAGGCAGCACCCGCUCUGCUGGGGGAGCCGCUGGAGGGCACUGAGCUGGAUGAGAUGUUGCGGGAGAUGGACCUCAAUGGGGAUGGCACCAUAGACUUCGAUGAAUUUGUAAUGAUGCUGUCUACUGGCUGAGGCGCCUGCAGGGACAACCUACUGCCCCUGAGGCCCAGAUACCGGCAGGAUCCAGACGACCACACCCUUCCCCAGGAUGGAGAGAUCCUCCCCAACUGUAGAAUGCCUCUACCGUGGCCACACCCGACCGACUCCAGGGUCUGCCUUGCUGUCUUUUUCUCCCACUCCCAAGCCGUAGAGGGAAAAGUCGCAGCUGGUUGCAGUUCCCAGUGGAGAACAAGAUUCGAAUCUCUCCAGAUCCUGGAGCGAUAGGGAGUUCCCCAACAUUGGCUGCAUUCCAAGAAACCAGGAAACCAGGCAUAGUGCGCUGUGGGGGAACUCCUAGGACAUGGUAGAUUGAGAGGGUGACCGGAUCAUUUCCCGAUACUUACGUGUAUAAAGUGCUGCUUUGAAAAGUGAACUUGGACCAGGUAAAAUGGCUCAGCAGAUAAAAGCUCUUGCCACCAAGCCUGAACUAGAUCCUUGAGGGCUGGGCGGUGGUGGUGCCUUCCUUUAAUCCUAGCAUUUGGGAGGCAGAGGCAGAGGCUGGUGGAUCUCCAUGAGUUCAAGUGCCAGCCUGGUCUACAAUAGUGAGUUCCAAGACAGCCAGAGCUACACAGAGAAACCUUGUUUCAAAAAACCAAAAUAAUAAAUAAAUAAAUAAAUAAAUAAAUAAAUAAAUAAAUAAAUAAAUAAAAUUCACAUGAUGGAAAGAGAGAACCAACUUCACAAAGUUGUUCUUUAGCAUGUGCAUGCUCUGUCAACCCCCCCCUACCGCCCUCUGUCAUGAAUGAAAAGUGAAUGUGAAUCUGGGUGUGGCAGGACAUGCUAGUAAUCCCAGUACUAGCAUGAUGGUCCAACAACGAAAGAACUGGGAAGGAGGGGCUGCUCUGAGGUCUCCAAAGCUUGGGGAGCUCAAUGUGGGGCCUGGGGGGAGCCGACACUGAGGGAUUGAGGCUUGCGGGCCUGGGCUCUCACACUCGGCAGCGACGGACACCCAUUUGAGUGGACUUCACUUAAGGUUAGCCUGGAGGGUAACAGACACAGAGUAUACCAUUCAAAAAUCCAACAGAGGAGGCAAGGAGGAAAAUGAAGAAUUUUGAUUUACACUAGAAGUCUGGGGAAAAGCUUUUUUUUUUUCUUUUCUUCGUUGAGACAGGGUAGCCUGGCUGGCCUGGAACUCACAGAGACCCUCUUUGCCUCUGUCCUGCUCCCGAAUGCUGGGAGUAAAGGCAUGCACCAGCCACCCACAGCCACUGAGAAAAUAUUUAUGCCUCCUAUCAGCGUGCUUCACGAUAAAGAAACACUGUUUAUGGUGUCUAGAGUUUAGGUCUCCGGCGUUCUUUGAGAAGCGUCGUGGCCAGCGCCAUCUGGGUUAGAGCGGUUAACCAAUAAAAGGAAGCUCUGGGUUGGAGUGUGACUUAAUGGCACAGUGCUUGCCAAGCACUGGCAAGGUCCUGGGCUUGAGUGCAUCACUAAAAAAGGCAAGAGUGAAAAGGAAGGCCCGGUGAGACGGCUCGGGAGGUGACGCUGCCAAGUCUGAAGACGGAGUUCAGGCCCUGGGAUCCGCAUGCGGAAGGAGAGAACCUUCUCAGUUCUUCUGACCUGUACACACGGCAUAGUGCAUAUGAACCUCUACUCCCAAAUAAGUAGUGCAAUUAUAACAAAAGAAGAAAGCUCAUUGGUUACAAUACAAUUUUAAGCGAUGCAUACUGGGUCAAAGAAUGGAAUCGCAAUUGAGUCUACUCACUUAACAAUUUUUUUUUUUUAAGCCAUGGUGGUACAUAUCUUUAAUUCCAGCCCUGGGGAGACAGAGGCAGGUAGAUCUCUGUGAAUUCAAGGCCAACCUGGUCUAGGUAGCGAGCUCCAGGCCAGUCAGGGUACACAGAGAAACUGUCUUUAAAAAAACCAUUAUUAUUGUUUGUGAGUACAAGUGAGUGCCUGCCAGGGUGAACAUAUGGAGGACAAUUCUGAGGGUCAGUCUGUCUUUCAGCAGUAGAUCUGGGGACUGGAUGCAAGCUGUUAGGAAUGUGUAAUAGUGCUUUUACCCAAUGAGCUGUCUUGCCAGCCUCAGUGAACAGUUUUGAAAUUUUCCUUUGUUUUCUUUGUUCUCAUUGUGAUUAUUGGACUAUAACUGUGUGAGUGUGCUGAUAAUACAAACUGUGGGCUUGGAUUUUGUCUUUCUCACUUUGCUAGUUAAAAAACAAAUCAGGUUGGAGA